CGAGCUUGUCAGGUCCUCAGUCCUACGGCAUCUGGUACUCUGCUCGUUCGUUCAUCCUGUAUCUUGUUCUUAAAAGUCUUGAGGACAUAGAGCUCUUGCAGGGACUGUACCGAAGUCUUACCCCUUGCCACAAACCUUUAUUCAGAGAAUAUCCGAACUAUGGUCGUGCUCUCCUCGUUUGACACAGAUCUGCCCGUCAUUGAUGGCCAGACUGGACAGAUGACAAGAGCAGCUUAUGACCAAGAGAUACUCAAAGCGAAGGCUCAAAUAGCACAUCUCUUGCUCAUGCGCAACAGCAUGGCUCCCAUCUCCUCACUUCCAAACGAGACCCUCUCCACGAUCUUCCUUUACUACGCCACAGUCGUCGAGAAAUCGACCUCCGGGCGCUGGACACAACUCAUGCUCGUCUGCCGUCGCUGGCGCGUAAUCUGUCUGGGCGACGCACGACUAUGGUCAUUCGUCACGCCCGACCGUCAAGGCCGCUUCGGAAGAAUCCCGCGUCCUGCACUACCCUUAGAGGUCAGGCUACGCCGAUCUGCCGAAAUACCUCUCACUUGCAGAUUCGACCUGUCCAGGGCAACGGCGGAGAGUCUGGCGACUGUAUUGUCAAAUCAUGGCCAACGAAUUCGCACUCUUUCGGUCACUGGGGCAACAAAUCGCUUGCAGACCGCUUUUCAAGGCAUAACAGAUCUCCCUUCACUCGUGGAUCUCAACAUUGCGUGGAAUGGCCACAGUAUGCGAGAGCGCCACUGGGUUAUUCCUGCGGAAUUCGUGGAGGCCAAUGCCCCGCAUCUACAAUCCAUUUCCCUCCACGACGUCGAAUUCUUCUCCUGGCCAAGCCUGAAUGACCUAACGUCCCUCGAACUCUGUAACUAUCAAGGGCAAGAUGGCUUCCGGCCGCCUCUUGAGGAUGUUCUCAGUCUUCUACAGCGCUCACCACGCCUGACGAACCUCAAAUUGCACCACUGCUGGCAAGAGAACGGCGUGCCUCUAGUGACAUUCACCAAUGAAUCCAUUCUGCUUCCUAACCUUGGAAUGCUCGAUCUUUCCGGUGGAACGUCUUGCCUUACCGUUAUCCUCCGUACGCUCGACAUACCGGCUUCAACGUCCAUGCACUUCUGUCUCAGCGACGCAUGGCUCCCUUCCAGCCUCCUUCCCUUUCUCAUCCCUCUCCGCCGCACCCUGGCCCGUACUGGCGUUCCAACGCUCCGGUCUGUCUGUGUCGAAGGCGGCCGCGACUUGUUUUACGCGUUCUCCGCUCAUACCACGGAAGACUGUCCCGGUACUUUCCAGGACCCUCGCAGCGCACACCUCUCAAUCCAAGUGCAGCCCGAACAUGCUCGCCACGUAGAAGCCAUGUUCGCCAAACUUAUCCGUGCGCUUCCCCUUGAGCCGUCGCAAACCCCUCAGCUCACCCUCACUGCCCACCUGAGGCCGAAUGAAAUCUACGCGAACCCGACCAGAACGUGGGCGGCGAUUUUCCAGUUGCUGCCUCAGACAAAUCAGAUCGUCGUUGACGUCGACACAGGGCUGCCCUCCAUGCUAGAAGGUCUACUGACCGCCAUGCAACGCGGUACGCGUGGAAUCUCCGGUCGCCGACGUCGUCGUAUCAUUAGGACAACUGUCCUCCAGCCUUCGACCAUCAUUCUACAGCCUCCGGUCUACCCGGCGUCUCUUGCUAUCCAUUAUCAACCCCAGGUAACCACUGCGUACGAAGGUCUGGUUGGCUGGUUGGAGAAGUAUAAGGAGACGGAGGGUGCAACGGGUGGGAAUAUUAAGGGUGAGACGUGGGACGUGAUCGAGUUGAAGGCCGCGAGGAACAAGAUUGAAAUACCGGAUGCGGAUUUGGAGCCGUAUAAGUCAAGGAUUAAGGAGCUCACGAAGAAGGUUGGGUGGGUCAUACAACCUGAGGAGGGUGGAGUGGCGACUUUUAGGGAGUUAUCCGAGUGAGGAAGCGUAAGACAUAUAGAAUAACGGUGCUUGGACAUGUAUAUCGAUUCAUUUACACCCACCACUCUACUAAUCACUGUAUUAACUUACUAGUCGAUAUUUACUACCUAA
Stereum hirsutum FP-91666 SS1 is the source of this 2061-nucleotide messenger RNA. RefSeq lists its product as uncharacterized. Gene Ontology annotation, molecular function: protein binding. The transcript has 3 exons. The record is from RefSeq and is a predicted model, not a curated record. The coding region runs from base 160 to 1950 and encodes 596 amino acids. NCBI's taxonomy places the organism in Eukaryota, Fungi, Basidiomycota, Agaricomycetes, Russulales, Stereaceae.